AUGGCUACAGAAAUAGUACAUAACAAGAAGCGACAAAUUGAUGAAUCUGAGUCUGCAGAUAAUACAGAAAUCCUUACUAAGAAGCAGCGACUCAUGGAAAAGUCAGAACUUGACUUCAUCCAAUUCUUGCUUUGCCCUGAGGAUUUGAUGACAACAUCCUUCGACAUUACUACAGAUGAUCCUGUUCCCAACAUCAUUCCGAUAUUUAACUUUUGUUCCCAAGAAGAAAACAAAGACACGUCGUCCAACACUGGUGGAAGUACGAGGAUGGUUGCUGGUUCGUUUUACAUACCAAAGACUAACGAAGAAAAGCCACUAGGAGAAGACGCACACUUUAUAUGUGCAGAGGAGCAGACUAUAGGCGUUGCUGAUGGAGUUGGUGGUUGGGCUAAAAAGGGUAUUGAUUCAGGAAAGUACUCAAGGGAAUUAAUGGAAAACGCUGAAUUAUUCAUUCAAAAACAGAAACAAGAUGAUAAAAGUAGUACGACUAAUAUUGAUUUGAUGAACGUACUUAAUGAAGCUUUCUUGAAUACAAAGGCUAUGGGUUCUUCUACUGCUUGUAUGUUGACGCUCGCUAAUGACACUCUGCAUGCUGUUAACGUGGGAGAUAGCGGGUUCGUGGUGAUCAGAGACGGGGUAAUUGUGUACAAAUCGGAAAUUCAGCAGUCGAGGUUUAACUGUCCUUUUCAGUUGGGGAAUAGCAAACAUUCUAAUGAUCCAAGUGUUGCAGAGAAGAUUAGUUUUCAGGUGAAAGCAGGAGAUAUAAUAGUGAUGGGAACAGAUGGAUUGUUCGAUAAUGUUCAUGAUUUUGAGUUAGAACUUGUUGUGAACAAUGGAGUGGACUCGUGGGAAUCGGAUGCGCCUGAUACAUUGGCAUGGAGGAUAGCGCAAUAUGCACUGGAGAAUUCUAAGAACACAGAGCUUUACACGCCUUAUGUUAGGGAAUGUUCCAAAGCUGGACUUGAGCACAGUGGUGGAAAGUAUGAUGAUAUUACAGUCAUAGUAGCCCAUAUUUGGCCUUUCUAGUACUCUGCUUUAUGAUGUCUAAUCUAACUUUUUUCUUUUCUUUUUUGGCGAAAUUAGAGUUAACAAUUCUUGGUAGUUGUGAAAAUUGAUUCGA
This is a messenger RNA of Nicotiana attenuata, 1120 nucleotides long. RefSeq names its product probable protein phosphatase 2C 55. The record is from RefSeq and is a predicted model, not a curated record. Lineage: Eukaryota; Viridiplantae; Streptophyta; Magnoliopsida; Solanales; Solanaceae. The transcript has a single exon. Bases 1 to 1026 code for a protein of 341 amino acids.